Hyaloperonospora brassicae is the source of this 2415-nucleotide messenger RNA. The record is from the annotation of a GenBank genome assembly. Lineage: Eukaryota; Oomycota; Peronosporomycetes; Peronosporales; Peronosporaceae.
AUGCACGAGCUCCUGCCGCCUCUGGACGUUGAAGUUGGCGUGUCGGACACUGCGCCACUGACCCGCAGCGGGGCGCGCGAUGGCGAGGAAACGCGUUCAGGCGCGUCGGCAGCACUGGCGUACGCCCGACCGCUCCGUCUGCAGCCUGCGGUCGCUGCAAUCUCCGCACUGGGCGCGCUCUCGCUCGUCGUUGGCGGCCGCUUCCGCCCCGUGUGCCUCGUCUGGACCAUCUGUGGCUACGGCGCCGUGUUCGCGCUGUACCUGUCGCACUAUGUCCUGUCACAAGACGCCGGCAGUCUCGAGAUGAAGCAAGUGGCGACGCCGAUCCGUCAAGGCGCGCAAGGGUUCUUGAAGAUUCAGUACACCGCAAUUGCUCGGAUUGCUGUGGCCAUUGCAGCGUUGAUCUUCUUUAGCUACGCACUGCGGCCACGCAGCUCCCUGAGCUCGGGCGUCGAAGCGCUCGGCAAUGUCACGCUGGGCAUUGUCGCGUCCGUGGCGUUUCUCCUUGGAGCGCUGUGCUCGGCUGCAGCGGGCUACGUGAGCAUGUGGGUCUCGGCCCGAGCGAACGUUCGAGUCGCAAGUGCUGCUCGUCGGUCGUAUGGCGAGGCACUGCUCGUGUGCUUUCGCGGUGGAGCGUUCUCCGCCGUGCUGGACAUUACGCUCUGUGUAGGCGGCGUGACCACGCUGUACGUGCUGCUGUACGUGCUGUUUGGGUCGUUGGUGCAGCCAACUGAAGUGCCGCUGUUGAUGGUGGGGUACGGCUUUGGCGCGUCGUUUGUCGCGCUGUUUAUGCAGCUGGGCGGAGGGAUUUACACCAAAGCAGCGGACGUUGGCGCGGAUUUAGUGGGCAAAAUUGAAGUAGGCAUUCCAGAAGAUGACCCACGCAACCCGGCAGUGAUUGCUGAUCUUGUGGGCGAUAUGGUCGGCGAUUGUGUCGGGAGCAGUGCCGAUGUGUUUGAGUCCGUAGCUGCUGAGAUCAUUGGUGCGAUGAUUCUGGGAGGCACGUUGGCACGUGAAGCGCAGCUGCCGUAUCCUGUCGCUUUUGUUUUCUUCCCGGUCGUUGUGCACGCCUUUGACAUUGUCGUCAGUAGUGCCGGUAUUUUGAUGGUGAGAGCUCCCACGGAUGUUGAAGCUUCGCGCCCCGAUCACAGUCCGAUGGCUACGUUGCAGACGGGUUACGAUGUGUCCCUUGCGCUAGCGUUCGUAGGCUUCGGCUUCACAACGCGUUGGCUGCUUUACACACCCGAGUGCCCCACGGCAUGGAUGAAUUUCUACCUGUGCGGUGUUGUCGGUAUGCUCACGGCCUACGUGUUUGUCAAGUCAACGCAGUAUUACACCGACUAUGCUUACCCGCCCGUGCGCAGCAUUGCGAAAGCGAGCACCACAGGUCAUGGCACUAAUAUUAUCACUGGUGUAGCUGUUGGCAUGAAGUCGACUGUUGUGCCGACUCUCAUGGUUUGCGUCGCUGUCAUUUCGGCUUACCACUUGGGUGCGAGCUCUGGUAUUGGCGGCCAGGGGAACCGCCACGCUGGAUUGUUUGGAACAGCAGUGGCAACCAUGGGUAUGCUUUCGUCGGCGGUGUUUGUGCUAGCUAUGAACAAUUACGGUCCUAUCGCGGAUAACGCAGGAGGCAUUGCCGAGAUGAGCCGUCAGCCGGACUACGUCCGUGACGCUACGGACAAGUUGGACGCCGCUGGUAAUGUCACGAAAGCGAUUACGAAGGGAUACUCGAUUGGGUCGGCUGCGCUAGCGUGUUUUGUGUUGUUCGGCGCUUUUAUGGAUGAGUUCUCGGAGUUUGCUGGACGCGAGUUCAAGACAGUGGACAUUGCUACAGUCGAGGUUCUGGUCGGCGGUCUGCUCGGUACGAUGAUGGUAUUCUUCUUCACCGGUCUAGCCGUUGCAGCUGUGGGUGAGACCGCCGGAGAGGUAGUGAACGAGGUGCGCCACCAGUUUGAGAUCUACCCGGGCAUCAUGGAGUACAAAGAGAAGCCCGAUUACCGCGCAUGCGUCGCUCUUGUCACCAAGGCUGCCCUAAAGCAGAUGCGCUUUCCUGGUCUAUUGGCUGUGCUUAUGCCCAUCGCUGUAGGGAUCGUUUUCCGUGCGAUUGGCGAGUACCAAGGCAAGCCGCUGCUCGGGGCUGAGGUUCUCGCUGGGUAUCUCAUGUUUGGUACAGUGACGGGCAUUAUGAUGGCCCUGUUUCUCGAUAACGUGGGUGGGGCGUGGGACAAUGCAAAGAAGUACGUUGAGCUCGGCAACUUUGGGGGCAAAGGCAGCGAGACCCACAAAGCCGCAGUUACUGGCGACACUGUGGGUGAUCCGUUCAAAGACACAGCUGGUCCGGCGCUGCAUGUUGUCAUUAAGCUGUUGUCGACGACAGUGCUCGUGUUCGGCCCGCUCUUCGUUUCGCGAGAGUAG